This is a messenger RNA of Papilio xuthus (Asian swallowtail), 551 nucleotides long. Its product is annotated as lysozyme-like. The transcript has 5 exons. The record is from RefSeq and is a predicted model, not a curated record. NCBI's taxonomy places the organism in Eukaryota, Metazoa, Arthropoda, Insecta, Lepidoptera, Papilionidae. The coding region runs from base 3 to 551 and encodes 182 amino acids. Gene Ontology annotation, molecular function: lysozyme activity.
UCAUGCGUAGCGCACGUGUUCUUGUUUUUGUGAUAUAUAUUUUUACCGUACACAUAUAUGCGAAAAGAUUCGAAACGAGAUGUAAACUGGUUCGUGAAUUAAUGCGUAUUGGUGUACCGAAUGACGUAUUCCUCGGACAAUGGGUUUGUUUGAUAGAAAAAGUGAGUAACAGAGAUACAAGAGCUAUGGUUGUUACUCCCAGUGGUAGAAAAUACUAUGGAUUGUAUCAGAUACCCAGCAGGUGGUGCAGAGAAGGGAAAAAGGGUGGAGAAUGCAAUAUAAGUUGUGAAGCGCUUUUAGAUGAUGACAUUCGCGACGAUACAGCCUGCGCUAUGGAUAUAUUCCAUAAAGAAGGUUUUAAAUAUUGGACGCAAUGGACGAUAAGAUGCAAGAAUGAUAACUUGAUUACAAACGAAAUUUACAAAUGUCCGGAUUUGCUGGGCAAAAAACCACGGUCAGAAUUCUGGAACAGAAUGAAACGUAUGAUAGCUAGAAGUACUAGGAAUCAAUCCACACUUGCCGAGUAUUACAGAUUAUAUUGGAUACAAUAA